AUGUCAUUGUUUGAUCAGUAUAUCAGCGGAGGCAAUCCUUUUGAGAUACAAUCUUCUAUGAAAGAAGAUGAAACAGAGGAUGUGCUGGCGGCCAAUGGGUAUGAAUCUGAUGAGCUGGAAAAAAGUGCUUAUCAGGAGUACGACAGUGACAGCGAUGUUCCGGAGGAGCUAAAGCGGGAUUAUGUGGAUGAGCAGACCGGGGAUGCGCCAUCGAAGAGUGUUUCGAGAGAGACCCUGCGCAGCAGGAAGCGAUCAGAUUACAGCCUGAACAAGAUGAAUGCGCCCAUCCUUACCAACACAACGCUCAACGUAAUACGGCUUGUUGGAAAGUAUAUGCAGAUGAUGACUAUACUGAAACCUAUCGCCUUUGAUGUGAUCCACUGCAUGUCGCAGCUAUUUGAUUACUAUCUGUACGCCGUCUAUACAUUUUUCGGGAGAAAUGACGCAUAUGAAUCCACUGGCCUUGGUCUAAGCAGCAGUCGGCUCAGAACAACAUUAAACAGAAUCCAGGAAAGUCUCAUUGAUUUGGAAGUGUCUGGGGGGAAAAUGCUGGAUCUCUGGCACCGUCCGAAGAAAGAGAAAGAGAGAAAGUACCGAGUCCACAUCUCAGCCAUCUGGUGGUUUCUGACACUGACAUCUAGCAAUACUCUGUAUGGGCUCGCCCAAAGAGUGGUGGCUACAGAGUCCCUGGUCUUCUUGGCGGAGCAGUUUGAAUCUCUGCAGGCACAUCUGGACUCCGUGAUGCCGUCUGCUAAAAAGCCUUUUCUGCAGCAGUUCUAUUCUCAGACUGUGUCCACUGCCAGCGAGCUCCGCAAGCCAAUUUACUGGAUCGUAGCGGCGAAGGCUAUUGAUUAUGAGCAAUUACUUGUGCUUAUGGCGAACGUGAAAUGGGAUGUAAAGGAAAUCAUGUCACAGCACAAUGUAUAUGUUGAUGCUUUAUUGAAGGAAUUCGAACAGUUUAACAAGAAAUUGUCUGAGCUGUCAAAGCACGUCCGUAUGCCUUUGCCUGUGUCGAAUAUCCUCUGGGAACACUGUAUACGACUCGCUAACAGGACACUUGUGGAGGGGUACGCCAAUGUGAAGAAGUGCAGCAAUGAAGGGCGAGCUCUGAUGCAGCUGGAUUACCAGCAGUUCCUGAUGAAACUGGAGAAACUGACAGAUAUCCGGCCCAUUCCUGAUAAGGAGUUUGUGGAAACUUACAUCAAGGCCUAUUACCUGACUGAGAACGACAUGGAGCGAUGGAUCAAGGAGCACAGGGAAUAUUCCACGAAGCAGCUAACC
Molecule: messenger RNA, 1281 nt
Organism: Staurois parvus
Lineage: Eukaryota; Metazoa; Chordata; Amphibia; Anura; Ranidae
Source: the annotation of a GenBank genome assembly